This is a messenger RNA of Didymodactylos carnosus, 1038 nucleotides long. The record is from the annotation of a GenBank genome assembly. Lineage: Eukaryota; Metazoa; Rotifera; Eurotatoria; Philodinida; Philodinidae.
AGUCUGCCAUCAUCUGAUUCAUUAGCAAGAACUGUUCGAAGACAGCGUCCAACAUUAUCUUUAACUUCAUCUUCUCAAUUACCUAUUGAAUUAAGAAAAACUGAUCGUGGAGACGAUUUUAUACUUUAUGAAGAUGAUGAAAUGAUUAUUUUUACUACAAAAAAAAAUUUAUCUUUGUUAAAAGAAUGUAAACAUUGGUUUGUAGAUGGUACUUUUAAGGUUUGUCCUAAAGAAUUCUACCAAUUAUUUACAUUACAUGCCUUGUUAAAAUCUGUUGUCGUUCCACUCGUCUACGGAUUAUUAAUUGGUAAAAGUGGUGAUGAUUAUAAACAGUUUUUUGAAAAAGUGUUAGAACAAGAUGAUUUUCAACCAGAAUCAAUUCUUAGUGAUUUCGAAGCAGGCACAAUCAAAACCAUUAAAGAACUUUUUCCGAAUACUGUUCAUACAGGCUGUCUUUUUCACUAUGGACAGUGUAUAUGGCGUCAUAUACAAGAGAAAGGUUUAUCAACAAAAUAUGAUGAUGAUGAUGAUAAUUUUAGAUUAAAUGUUAGAAAAUUAUUAUCAUUACCUUUUGUUCCAGCUUCAGAAGUGAUCGAAGCGUUUGAAUUAAUUGCUGAUGAAUUCGAUGAUCAAGCUGAUACUCUUGUUGAAUAUUAUGAAAAGACAUGGAUCGGGGAGAGGAAGAAACGAGGAGCUGGAAGAAAAAAACCAAAAUUUAAUAAUGAAUUAUGGAAUGUAUAUGAGCGUGCCAUUAAUGAUCUUCCAAGAUCAAAUAAUUCGGUAGAAGCCUGGCACAGUGCAUUCGCAAACCGCGUGUCCAUAGCCCAUCCAUCAGUUGCCAAACUUGCUGAUAAAAUUCGUCAAGAACAAUCAAAAUUUGAAAUUGAUAUUGAACAAAUAUUCCAAGGUCAUCAGCCACAAUUAAAAAAAUUAACUUAUCGUAAACUCAAUGAAAGAAUAAUACGGGUGGUCAAUAUGUAUAACAAGAAUCAAUUGGACGAAUAUCUAAAAAACAUUAGCGCUAGUAUUAUUAUCUAA